AGAACGAGUUAGAAAAGAACAAACGCAGGAACAAUUGCAAAAAAAAAAAAAAAAAAAGCCUGAAGUUGCCUUCUUGAUGUGCAGCCCAAUUAAUCGAGCUCUAAAAGCGCCACCUCAUGUGUCGUGCAUACAUUAGAGCCUCUGAUGAGUCUGUCUUUGGGGACUCUGAAGCGGCUCUACCCAGUGUCAUCACAAAUUACCAGGAGAAAUUGCUUGCAGCUCACAAUCACAUCUGCUUUUGGCAAGAACUCUUGUACUCCAUGUCUGUUUGUCCUAAGCCUGCUUUUCGCAGCAUUUAAGCAAAUCGAGAGCCCGUGCCAUUACUGCAGUUUCAACUGGCAAAUUUCAGAAGCUGUGCAGAAAAGGCCUGGUGCUGCAUUUAUCUCUGAUGGCAAAAGUUAGUCUUUGUGGGCUUAUCGGGACGUGAUGCUUCAGGAUUUAAAUGUCUUCUUCCCUGCUUGUUUGCAACACAGAAGUUUAGCUCAAGUUCCUGACAAUGAUGAGCAGUUUGUGCCAGACUUCCAAGCUGAAAACCUGGCUUUCCACAGUCUCCCGCUGAAAAUCAAAAAGGAACCCCAGAGUCCUUGCUCGGAGUUAAGCUCCACUUGCAGUCAAGAACAACCUUUCCAGUUCAGUUAUGGGGAGAAGUGCCUGUGUAAUGUCAGUGCCUAUGCUCAGAAGCCACAAGUGGGAAUGAAGCCUUCCUGUUCACCAACGCCAUCCUGCAGCACACCAGUGUCCCCUCUCCACCAUGCUUCACCUAAUCCAGCACCAACUCCCAAACCAGACAGGACCUAUCCUUCUCACCUUCCACCGUCCCAGCAUAUACCUGACAACUCUUUCUCAAUGGACCACAGGUUUCGACGACAGUUGUCAGAGCCCUGCCAUUCAUUUCCCACACCCUCUGCAAUGUCCAGAGAUGGUCGGCCAAUGUACCACAGGCAAAUGUCAGAGCCUAACAUCCCAUACCCACCACAGGCCUUCAAACAGGAGUACCCUGAUCCUGUAUAUGAGCAUGCUGCCAUGGUGGGGGGUCCAGCCAGUCAGAAUUACCCUCCAUCAAUGAUUAUCAAACAGGAGCCAAGGGAUUUCACUUAUGACUCAGAAGUGCCUAGCUGUCAUUCCUUCUACAUGAGGCAAGAACGUUUCCUGCCUCAUUCCAACAGAACUGAAGGUUGCAUGUAUGAUAAAGUACCGAGGCACUUUUAUGACGAUACCUGUGUGGUUCCUGAGAAGUUUGAAGGUGAUAUUAAACAGGAACCUGGCAUGUACCGGGAAGGACCCUCGUACCAACGGCGAGGAUCCCUUCAGCUUUGGCAGUUUCUGGUAGCCCUCUUGGAUGACCCUUCCAACUCCCACUUUAUAGCCUGGACAGGUCGAGGCAUGGAGUUCAAACUCAUAGAGCCAGAAGAGGUGGCCCGUCGUUGGGGCCUUCAAAAAAACCGUCCAGCCAUGAACUAUGAUAAAUUGAGUCGCUCCCUUCGCUAUUACUAUGAAAAGGGAAUUAUGCAAAAGGUAGCUGGGGAGAGAUAUGUGUACAAGUUUGUUUGUGACCCUGAAGCGCUUUUCUCAAUGGCAUUUCCAGACAAUCAGCGGCCAGUGCUGAAGACAGAUCUGGAGCGCCACAUCAAUGAGGAAGACACAGUCCCACUGUCCCACUUUGAUGAGAGCAUGGCCUAUAGGCAAGAAGGAGCCUAUUGUAGUGCCCACCCCUAUAAUGAAGGAUACGUGUAUUAAUAACUGAUGUGGCAAAUCAGCCCUCAGAUGCGUGUGUGUAUAUAUAUAUAUAUAUAUAUAUAUAUAUAUAUAUAUAUAUAUAUAUAUAUAUAUAUAUAUAUAUAUAUAUAUAUAUAUAUAUCAAGACUGGAUUAGGAUUCACCCUGGUUAUUUUUUGUAUAUCUCUGACAUCACGCAGUGGGAUCUUCUUUUCAGUUACACCCAUGAUCCAUCACAGAUAACGCACUUUAUUGAUAAAGACUGAAAUUGUAAUAUAAAUAAAGAAGGAACUGGUGGCUUUACUUUAUACUGCCGAAGCUUUUCAGGAUGGCAUUUGGAGAUGGACUACAUUCAAGGCAAGGCCGUUGCUGAGCAAGAACGGGUUUGCAAUGUUAAUUUGAGAGGUACAUAUCUGAUUAUUUUUCUUCUGCUGGUGUCAGCAAUAUAGUUCAUUCAAUUUUUAUUCAUGCAAAUUAUGUUUGACUUCAUGGUAAUUUUGAGGUGGCGAGAUACCACUUUUAAAGUUAGACUUGGAAAACUGAUAGUACGCUGUAAUACUCUCCAAGGCAUAAACUUCAGGCCACAUUUACUGGUAGUAGGUUUUUGGCAAAACUUGCAUAAAUCGGUGUCAUUUCCGCCCCCCCCCCCCCCCCCCCCCCCCAACAAAAAAAGGUUAAAAUACUAAAAGGUCUGCACAAUAUUUAGUAUUGUGAAGAUUUUUUUUUUUUUUGCACCAUUGUUUAUUUACUGAAGUGUAACUGUAUUUUUAAAUCACACCUCAAUAUCAAUGCUGUAUAAACACAUAUAAGCACUCUGUAAUGAAAUAUAUUCAGUAAAUAGGUACUUUGUGGUUUUAGGUUUCAGGGUAGCUGUUUUGAAUUUGUUUAUAAAAUAUAGGAGUAUGUUAAUAGAAUGUGCUUCUGCUGCUGUCCUGUUUUCCAUAAUAAUCUUCAUAAAGCAGGGUUAACUAAAGCAACUCAAAGCAAUGCUGGAAGCAGCAUUUCAGGACAACAUGGAUGAGUUAGGAAACUUACGCUGAAUAUAUACCGCAAGCAGCUGUAACGCAUUAGACGGGAGAGUAGUGUGCUUCACAGUGCUAAGGGAAAUUGUAUACAGAUCUUUUGGUGGGAUGGAAAAUUAAAAGCUAUGUACAAAGUAUCAGUGAAAAAAAAAAAAAGUAUACAAAGUUUGACCUUGUAGUGCUGGCACUGUCUUAUAAUGUACCUAUGACAUACCUAUGACAUACCUGUGAUAAUAAAUGUAAAUGCAGAAAGUUUCUUAGAAAUACUUUUUUUUUUUUUUUUUUUUUUUAAUUAAACUCCAUGAGAUUGCAAAUCUUGAAUUGCAGAACUCGCGCGUGGUUCUUGGUUUAAUUUCAGAAAAAGUAGUGGCUCAGUAAACUAGUCAAUCCAUUUUGAUCCUUGUCUAGGCAAGAAUACAGACAUGGAAUGAGCUACGUUUUCAGUUAGGUAGGCCAGACAUCUGGGUGGGAGUGAAAAUACCAGAACCUUGUCAGAUUCUUCAGUGUCUUUAUCAGCACAUUGCUGGUCUGUCGAAGAUCAUAAUGGCAGGGGAACUACUGUAGUGUGCACUUCAACCCUUUCUCCAACAGUGGUUCUUAGGACUUAGAGACAGCUGUGGGAAUUGACCUCUGAAAUGUAUAAAUGCAAAGAAGUAGCCUCGACUUGGAACCAAUUGCAAUGGUCUCGGAGCACUUAGUUGAAUGUUACAACAGUGCAUUUGGUUUUCUAAUUUUGUUUGGUUGACAGACAGUAUCAUAUUCAAAUGUAAAGGCUCUUGUAACAUUUUGUAUACUGAAUUUGCUCAUUGAUUGAACCAUUUAAUUGCAUGCAAAAAAGGAAAACCCACUUUUUUAAAAUGGAAAUAGGGAAAUAUUUUACAUGUUUGAAAAAUAUAAUUGCCAAUGUAGUGAGGACGAAACUUGUGUGCUGAAGCAUUUGGCAUGCAUCUAGUUACUUGUCUGGCAAGGGUACAGUUAAUUUUGGUUUGAGGCUUCUUUAAAAAAAAAAAAAAAAAAAAAAAAAAAAAAAAAAAAAAAAAAAAAAAAAACGCAAAGAUGUGUGGUACUUACAAGUUGUAAAUUAAUAAAUAAAUCAUUAUUUUGAAUGCCCCAUCUGAGUUGACAAACUUACUAACAAUCAUGUUAAUAAAAAGAAAUGCAGUGUACAUGAUAUAUACGACCCCAUACUUCUUUUAUUGUGUUUGUAACCUUUUUUUUUUUUUUUUUUAAAUAACUUGUAUGUCAAGGUUUAUAUAAAAAUUGUCUAAAUGCUGCUUUGGUCAUUUUUUUACAGGCAGAUAAAAAUAAAUAUGGCAGCUGAAUUC
Molecule: messenger RNA, 4062 nt
Organism: Polyodon spathula (Mississippi paddlefish)
Lineage: Eukaryota; Metazoa; Chordata; Actinopteri; Acipenseriformes; Polyodontidae
Product: ETS translocation variant 1-like
Exons: 10
Coding region: 427-1737 (436 amino acids)
Biological process (GO): cell differentiation; regulation of transcription by RNA polymerase II
Cellular component (GO): nucleus
Molecular function (GO): sequence-specific DNA binding; DNA-binding transcription factor activity, RNA polymerase II-specific
Source: RefSeq, a predicted model, not a curated record